AUGGCCCGUCCCAGUUUCUCCACCUUAGUUCAACCAUUGUCUAUGGACCUCCAGAGGAUGCCAAGCCCCUGUAGCAGCUUAUCUGGAUCCACCUGUGGAGCACCCCCCAUCUUUACCAAGCUUUUGCAAGACAUCACAGCAACCAAGGGCCAGUUUGUUGUGUUUGAAUGUCGGGUCCAGACCACAGGGGCUAUUCAAGUUCAUUGGUACAAAGGUGAAGAACAAAUAGUAGACUCAGAUGACUUCCGGAUUCUCAGGAAAAAAGCCUGCUUAUCAGCUGUUCCAGAGGAGGUUUGCACCUUGGUUAUAACAGAAGUUUUUCCAGAAGACUCUGGAGAGUUUAAGUGCAUUGCAGAAAAUGAGGCAGGAGCUACAUCCUCCAGUGCUUGGCUUUCUGUUUCCCCAGGAGAAGAAAUGGAAAAAAUUGAGGAUUCUCUGCAGACACCAAAAACACAAGCUUUCCUGAAGCCUGCCUCUUACCCCUGGACCAGAGAAAGUCCUGCAAAGGAAAGAGAUACAGACACCAAAACACCUGCCUACCAGGAAUGCUCCAUUCCCAAGGAAGAUAUCCACUUCCUCAAUGACAGUUCAUCAGAACUACCUUCCCACUGGGACAGUAUUCUUCAAGAGAGAACUGAUCCAUCAAGGCCAACAACUGUCUCCUCCCCAGAACUCAUCAAGGAGAGGUCGACCAAUCUUUGUUCUGACUCCUUGCAGACUCCAGCUUUUUCAAGUUCACCACCCCUAACUCCAGGCACCUCCCUACCAGGAUCAAAUACUAACUGCAAUAUCUCACCUUCCACUCCCUCCAUAUACCAGCCCACCAUGUUUAACUAUGAGCGUCCAAAACAUUUUAUCCAGUCACAGAACACAUGCAGCUCCAGACUACAACCUCCAGGGCCAGAGACUUCGACUUUCUCCUCUAGCCAAACCAAACAGUCUUCCAUCCUCAUCCACCCCCGGCAAUGCACGGAGCAAAGAUAUUCUGCUUCUUCUACAAUGAGCUCUCAGAUCACAAUGUCCUCGUCAGCUUUCCCGACUUCUGGCCAGCAGCUUCCUGGCUCUUCCCUGGGACAAAGAGUGACAUCCACAUAUAACCAGUCCCCUGCCAGCUUCCUCAGUUCUGUAUUGCCAUCACAACCUGAUUAUAGUGGCAGCAAAAACCCUGCAACUGUGGAAUCCAAUUACCAGCAGCCAUCAGUCAACCAACCUGUAAAUGUUAAGCCAGCCCAAGGAGCACAUCCUAAAAUAGCACCAAAGACUCCUGAUCAUGAAAUACAAGGAUCCAAAGAAGCUCUGAUCCAAGACUUGGAAAGAAAGCUUCGGUGCAAGGACAAUCUUCUACACAAUGGAAACCAACGGCUAACAUAUGAGGAGAGAAUGGCUCGCAGGCUGCUGGGACCACAGAAUGCUGCUGCGGUGUUUCAAGCACAGAAUGAUAAUGAAUCACAGGACUUAGCACAGCACAACUCAGAAAAUGCAAGAUUGCAGGUUCCUGUGCCACAGAUAAGGAGUAGAUCAUCUUCAAGAGGAGAUACAAAUGAUCAAGAAUCAAUACUGGAGAAAUUCUACCCUCCACGUUUUGUUCAAGUGCCAGAGAACUUAUCUAUAGAGGAAGGACGAUUCUGCAGAAUAGACUAUAAAGUAAGUGGAUUACCAGCUCCUGAUGUGACAUGGUAUCUAAAUGGAAGACCAGUUCAAUCAGAUGAUUUUCACAAAAUGAUAGUGUCUGAAAAAGGUUUUCAUUCACUCAUCUUUGAAGUCGUGAGAGCCUCAGAUGCAGGAACUUACGUAUGUGUUGCUAAGAAUCGAGCAGGAGAAGCCACCUUUACAAUACAACUGGAUGUUCUUGCAAAGGAGCAUAAGAGAGCACCAAUGUUCAUCUACAAACCACAGAGCAAAAAAAUUUAUGAAGGGGACUCAGUGAAAUUAGAAUGCCAAGUUUCUGCUAUACCUCCACCAAAGAUUUUCUGGAAAAGAAAUAAUGAAAUGGUGCAAUUCAAUACUGACCGGAUAAGCUUGUACCAUGAUAACUCUGGAAGAAUUACCCUGUUGAUUAAAGAUGCAAACAAGAAAGAUGCUGGGUGGUAUACUGUAUCUGCAGUAAAUGAAGCUGGAGUGGUCACAUGCAAUACUAGGCUGGAUGUCGCAGCCCGUCCAACUCAAACUCUUCCAAAUCCUAAGCAGUUACGGGUUCGACCAACUUUCAGUAAAUACUUAGCACUGAAUGGGAAAGGUUUGGAUGUGAAGCAAGCCUUUAACCCAGAAGGGGAGUUUCAGCGCUUAGCAGCUCAAUCUGGACUCUACGAAAGUGAAGAACUUUAACAGCAUAAGAAAACAUGACAAAUGCAACUAGUAAUCUUCAGUCAUUUAAUUAAGAUCUUUAAAAUAAACCCAUAGGUGCAGUUAACAGCAUAUUGCUUUUAUUAGGCAACAUAACUACUGUACAAAAUAUUAAUCUUUUGACUCUCAUACAAACUAAUUUUCUGGUGUAUUUAAAAAAUGGGAAAUUUGUGAGUAUGAGUUUAUAAAUGUAGAAGAUAUCCUGAGAUGUGGGUUUUUUAAUUCAUCAUAAAUGCUCAAUGACUCCUGAAUAUGAAAGCUGUAGAGCCUUUUUAAACCACAAAUAGCGCCAGUAACAAAAGCAGCUCCUUGGUAUGGCUUUCUAAAGGCUAUGACCUUUAAUGACAUUAAGGUGUGUUUCAGAAAUACUGAAAUGUUGCAGAUUAUCUGAGUGUUCUGGAGCUUAUGUUAAAAACCAAUAAAAAUUUAAAUAUACACAA
Molecule: messenger RNA, 2783 nt
Organism: Gracilinanus agilis (Agile Gracile Mouse Opossum)
Lineage: Eukaryota; Metazoa; Chordata; Mammalia; Didelphimorphia; Didelphidae
Gene: MYOT
Product: myotilin
Exons: 15
Coding region: 1-2325 (774 amino acids)
Biological process (GO): axon guidance; dendrite self-avoidance; homophilic cell-cell adhesion
Cellular component (GO): plasma membrane; axon
Molecular function (GO): cell-cell adhesion mediator activity
Source: RefSeq, a predicted model, not a curated record